GUAUCGCAGCCAUCAGUCGCUCAGACCUCACUGCAAUAUCAAUAUCUUUAGCUUCUUCUAAUCAAGAAAAAUCAAGAAACUAUCACAAUGAACUUCUACAACAUCUUCGUUUUCGUCGCUCUCAUUCUGGCCAUCACCAUUGGACAAUCAGAAGCUGGCUGGCUGAAGAAAAUUGGCAAGAAAAUCGAACGCGUUGGUCAGCACACUCGGGAUGCCACAAUCCAGGGACUGGGAGUCGCUCAACAGGCCGCCAAUGUCGCCGCCACUGCCCGAGGUUGACCACAACAAAUAUAAAUAAUUAUUUAUUUAAAGAUAUAUUUAUUCGGUUGCUCCAUGUAAAUAAAUCCACUUUAAAAAUUUAAAAAA
Drosophila sechellia is the source of this 366-nucleotide messenger RNA. RefSeq names its product cecropin-A1. Gene Ontology annotation, cellular component: extracellular region. The record is from RefSeq and is a predicted model, not a curated record. Lineage: Eukaryota; Metazoa; Arthropoda; Insecta; Diptera; Drosophilidae. The transcript is spliced from 2 exons. Gene Ontology annotation, biological process: antibacterial humoral response; defense response to Gram-positive bacterium; defense response to Gram-negative bacterium. The coding region runs from base 88 to 279 and encodes 63 amino acids.